Mesocricetus auratus (golden hamster) is the source of this 948-nucleotide messenger RNA. RefSeq names its product vomeronasal type-1 receptor 4-like. Gene Ontology annotation, cellular component: membrane. NCBI's taxonomy places the organism in Eukaryota, Metazoa, Chordata, Mammalia, Rodentia, Cricetidae. The record is from RefSeq and is a predicted model, not a curated record. The transcript is spliced from 3 exons. Gene Ontology annotation, molecular function: pheromone receptor activity. The annotation marks the transcript as partial. Gene Ontology annotation, biological process: G protein-coupled receptor signaling pathway.
AUGUGGCAACACAGAAUGAACUUCUGGACUCUGACCAUAAAAAUCAUUUUCUUGUCUCAAACGACCACUGGAAUUCUGGGAAAUUUUUCUCUUCUUUUCUACUACAUAUUCCACUGUGGAGAAUUCAUAUCAAAGCCCACAGAGUUGAUUCUCAUGCACCUAAUGGCAGCCAAUGCUUUGACCAUUCUCUCUGUAGGAGUGCCACACACAAUAGCAGUUUUUGGUUUGAAGCAGUUUUUAAGUGAUUUUGGUUGCAGACUACUUCUGUACAUUCAAAGAGUUGGUCGGAGUGUGUCCAUUAGCACCACAUGCAUCUUGAGUGUCUUCCAGGCCAUGACCAUCAGUCACACUCAAUUCCUUUGCAAGGAAUCAAGAGACAAAGCUCCAAAGUAUAUUGGCUUCUCUAUUGCACUCCUCUGGAUCUUUUACGUGCUGAUACAUUUCAUUUACAUUGUGUACCUAUUUGUCAAAGGGAACAGUAAAAAUGUGACCAGGAAACGAGAUUUUGGAUACUGCUCUAUUGUAGGAGAGGGUGAAAUCAGUGACUCAUUAUAUGCAGCUACUGUGGUGUGCCCUGAAAUCCUCUUUUCGUUAGUUAUGUCCUGGUCUAGUGGCUCCAUGAUUGUCAUUCUAUACAGUCACAAGCAGAGGGUUCAACAUAUCCAUAGCACCCAUGUUUCCAGAAGAAUCUCCCCUGAGUCCAGAGCCAUCCAGAGCAUCCUGGUCCUGGUGCUUAUCUUUCUGGCUUUUUACACUGUGUCCUCUAUCUUACAAGGCUGCAUAGCUCUUUUAAAUAACCACAGCUGGUGGCAGGUGAACAUCACUCACUUCGCUUCUCUGGGUUUUCCCUCUUUUGCUCCCUUGGUUGUUAUGAAACAUUACUGCAGGGUACAUAGACUCAAUUUGGUCAGGAUAAGGAAUAUAAAUCUUUCUCCUCAUCUCUUCAUC